AUGUCGGAGGAGACAGUGCCCAAGCCAGAGGUGGCGCCUGAGCAGCUGAAUAUCAAGGUGAAAGAUGCUGAGGGAAACGAGGUGUUCUUCAAAGUCAAGCGCACGACCAAGCUUGCGAAGCUGAAACGCGCGUAUGCCGAGCGCAUGGGCAAGCCAGAGAAUAGCGUCCGCUUCAUUUUUGAUGGUCAGCGCGUGGGCGAUGAGGACACAGCCGAGUCGCUCGAUAUGAAUGACCAAGACGAAAUUGAUGCGAUGAUCGAGCAGCUUGGCGGCUCUGCCCACGUCGUGCUCCUACGUACCUAG
This is a messenger RNA of Malassezia restricta, 303 nucleotides long. RefSeq names its product small ubiquitin-related modifier. Gene Ontology annotation, molecular function: protein tag activity; ubiquitin-like protein ligase binding. The transcript has 2 exons. The record is from RefSeq and is a predicted model, not a curated record. The coding region runs from base 1 to 303 and encodes 100 amino acids. Gene Ontology annotation, biological process: protein sumoylation. Lineage: Eukaryota; Fungi; Basidiomycota; Malasseziomycetes; Malasseziales; Malasseziaceae. Gene Ontology annotation, cellular component: nucleus; septin ring.